This is a messenger RNA of Acanthochromis polyacanthus (spiny chromis), 7130 nucleotides long. RefSeq names its product mucin-2-like. Gene Ontology annotation, cellular component: extracellular matrix. Bases 1 to 7011 code for a protein of 2336 amino acids. NCBI's taxonomy places the organism in Eukaryota, Metazoa, Chordata, Actinopteri, Pomacentridae. The transcript is spliced from 43 exons. Gene Ontology annotation, molecular function: protein binding. The record is from RefSeq and is a predicted model, not a curated record.
AUGAACCCACAGCGAUGGAUGCUGGUUGUCUGCUUUUCACUGGCCUCAGUUUUUGGGACAAGUGAAUCUGUGACAACGGCUGAAACUCAGACAUACACUUGCAGGACAUUUGGCAGCGGUGUCGUCCAGCCUUUCAACGCUUCAGCUUUCUAUGUGCACUCAAACUGCCCGUUCAUCCUCACCCGUUUCACCCACAACCGGGUUAAAUGUGACGUCACCGUACGGCGAGGAGGCAACGGGCUGCUGGUCCAAGUCGAGAUCAUCAUCAACAAAGUCAGGACUGUUCUGCAGAAUGGAAGCAUCCUGGUGGAGGAGAAAAGCGUUUCCCUCCCGUACGACCACACCUACCAGCACAUUUUCCGCUACGGCCUCUACACCCGACUGAGGAGCUCGCUGCUUCCUCUAUCUGUCACCUGGCACGAUGUACCUGGAGGGAUAGACUCUCUGAGGGUGGAUCUGGAGCAGGAGCUGAACACUGACAUGAUGGGACUGUGUGGGAAACACGGCGCCUCAGUCAACAAGCAGCAGUUGAUCUCAGAGAGCAUGCUCAGUGAGGACACAUGCCAAAUGCGAGAUCCCAUCUCUGCCAUUAAUCAGGAAUGCAGAGAGUUCUUCUCCUACACGUUGGACUGUCUGCAAGCCAGAACGCCUUUUUACAUGCAGCUCUGUGAGGAGAACAUCUACGGCUACGAACUGAAUGAACACAUCAGCUGCGCUUUCUUCAAAGAAAUUGUCCUGCAGUGCGGAAACAGCAGCUACGCCUGGAACAUUUGGAGAUACGUCACCAGAUGUGCUGAACCAACUUGUCCUGGAGAUCUGGUUUACGUGGAACAAGGUGCCGCCUUCGUUCCCAGCUGCUCCAGCCCAAACCCCAGAUUCUCCAUCCAGGACAUGACCAGCUCCUGUGUUUGCCUAAAGGGUGAGGUGCUUAAUGAUCACUUGGAUGGUUUCCAGUGUGUGGUUGAAUCCAGCUGUCCCUGUGUGUUCGCUGGCAGGAGCUACUUAACCAGAGAUAUACGUAGCACCAAGUGUCAGUCAUGUGUGUGUGAUGGUGGAAGGUGGCUUUGCUCUGAAAACUUCUGUCCACCCAGAUGUCUCAUUGAAGGACAGUUUGUGACGACGUUUGAUGGAAAACAAUAUGCAGUUCCUGGUAAAUGUGCAUACGUGGCCUUGCAGGACCUCGACUGGACAAUUAAAAUCGAGUUUUCGGAAAAGGAAGCAUCUCUGAAAGCAGUUACUCUGCAGCUCUAUCAGGAAACGUUUACAUUUGAACACAACAAGGUUAAAAGUGGAGACGAGGAGAUUACUGAGCUCCAUCAGUCUGAUCAAGUCCUGGUUUUCUGGCAGUCCUCUAUGUACGUUCAAGUCCACACAUCUUUUGGUCUGAAGAUCCAAGUCCAGGUGUCUCCUGAAGUCCAGCUUUACAUUACAUCACCUAGAAACCACACCGGCAUGAUGUCAGGUCUUUGUGGCAACAGCAACAAUGACACCACAGAUGACUUCACCACCAGCAGCGGGAUCAUCGAGAACUCGGCUCAACCGUUUGCUCUGUCCUGGAGUCUGGGCAACUGUGGAGUGAACAUCCCCAGCAGCUGCAUCAACACCGACAAUGAAAUCUUUGCUGAUGACAAGUGCUCAGUGUUGAACAACCCAGCUGGGAUUUUUGCCACGUGUCACGGCCACAUCCCUCCUGAUCAAUACCACACAGCUUGCGUCCAAAGAACCUGCAACUGUGGCGGCAACCUGCAGCAGUGUUUGUGUGUUUCUUUGGGAAGUUAUGCCAAAGCCUGCAGGAGUCUCGGCGUUGAACUUGGUGACUGGAGGAAAUCUACCAACUGCACUCUGAAAUGCCAAAAAAACCAAGAGUUCUUCUACGACAUCCGGGCCUGUAACCGUACAUGCCGCUCCCUGUCCGGCCGGGAUCCUCGCUGUGGCCUUGAAGAUGCUCCUGUAGAGGGAUGUGGUUGCCCUGAAGGAACUCACCUGAACCAAGGAAACACCUGCACCCCGAAGUCAGAGUGUUUCUGUCACCACCACGGCGUUGCAACGCCACCAGGGCCUGUUGUUAUGGACGGACGACAGUGCCUCUGUGAGGACGGACAACUGCACUGUUCCAAGGACUGUGGUUGUAGAAAUGGGAAGGUUUGCGUUCACUGCUCAGAGUAUCUGGUUAACACGGCUCAGAAAACCUGUGACAGCCUCAGUAAACCACUGGGUGCCAAUACGACCUGUGAGAGCGGCUGUUACUGCCCACAUGACCAAUACGAGGAUCACCAUGGAAACUGCGUUUCCAGGGACAACUGCACCUGUGUGUACAGUGGAAAAGUGUUCAGCGCAGGACAGCACGUGAAAACCAACUGUAAAACAUGCUUCUGUGGUUCUGGCCAGUGGCACUGUAAGGACGAACCGUGUCCCGGGACAUGUCAGGUUUAUGGAAACGGACAUUACCAGACCUUUGACUCGAAAUGGUAUCGCUUUGAUGGACACUGUCAGUACACACUUGUAGAGGACUACUGUGCGGAUGGAAAUGGCAGCUUCUCUCUCAGAGUGGAGAGCGUCCCAUGCUGCGAUGAGGCGUUGACCUGCUCUCGUUCCAUCGUCCUGGAUCUCCAGGGCGAAGUCACCCUGACACUGAGCGACAUGAGGGUGACCAGGCGCCUCGGAAAAGGCUGGACUCUGCAGGAGGAUCCACUUUACACCACACACACUGUGGGACUCUAUAUCAUAAUCUCAGUGCCAAGCAGAGGUUUAACUCUCAUAUGGGACAAACACACUCGGAUCACCGUAGAGCUUCACGCAGACUGGAGGAACAAAGUGUGUGGCCUCUGUGGGAAUUUUGACUCCAGUGAGAUGAAUGACCUGCAGAUAAGUGGCUCAGCAGUCGGGUCCAGUCCUCUGGCUUUUGGUAACAGCUGGAAAUCCGCCACACCUCCUUGUUCCGAUGUGACCACUGAGAUAUUUCCAUGUGAACGAAACUCCUACUGCUCAGCCUGGGCCCAGCGGCGCUGCAUGAUCCUUACAGGAGACACCUUCAAAGACUGUCACUUAAAGGUGGAUCCAGAUCCCUACUACCAUGCAUGUGUGCAGGAGUCCUGCUCCUGUGAGUUUGAAGGGAAGUUUCUGGGUUUCUGCACAGCCGUGGCAGCUUAUGCAGAGGCCUGCAGCAACCAAGAAGUCUGUAUAAACUGGAGGACGCCUGAUUUGUGUCCGGUCUACUGUGACUACUACAAUGAGCAGCACCAGUGUAGCUGGCACUAUGAAGCCUGUGGUAAGAUGCUGACCUGUGGAAAAGGCAACUACUUCACUCACAAACUGGAAGGCUGCUACCCCAGAUGUCCAAAGGAGGCGCCGUACUAUGAUGAAAAUACUGGUGAUUGCACCACAUUGAGGAACUGCACUUGUAAUUUCAAUGACACUGCAGUUCAGUCUGGAAUAAUGGUGAUAAUAAACUCUAUGGAGUGCCCCUGUGAAAAUGGAACAAUUACCUGCCCACCUACACCACCUCCACCGACAACUAUACUGACCACCGUCCUUACAAGUACUCUGAAAACAACUAUCAGUGAAACCACUCUGCUUUCCACUACCACUCCACCAUUAACUACCACCACCAGUGUCUCAACUACAACUAAAAACUGGCCAACUACUACCACCACUGCACCAACAACUGCUUCAACAAUGACCACCACAACCUCUACACCAACAACUACAACUACUUCAGCUACCACCACCACUGCACCAACGACAACUACAUCAGCAGUAUCAACCACCACUGCAACACCAGCAACUACACCUGAAACAUCGCUUUCCACCACCUCUACACCAACAACAGUUACCUCAACUACCACUGAAGCACCAACACCAUCAACAAUGGCCACCACCACCUCAACUACUGUGAGUACUUCAACUACCCCUGAAACAUCGGCAACAAUUUCCACCAUCGUCUCGACACCAUCAACUACAACUACUUCAACUACCAUGGAGACUUUGCUAACUAUGUCAACCUCCGCUUCGACACCAACAACUACUGCAACCGCCACUGAAACAUCGUCAAUAAUGCCCACCACCAACUCUACACCAACUACAACUACUUCAUCUACUGCUGAAAUAUGGUCAACAAUUGAAACCUCCACUUCUACACCAAAGGCUACAACUACUUCAACCACCCCUGAAACAUCAGCAACAACAUCCACCACCGUCUCUACACCAACAACUACUGCAACCACCACUGAAACAUCGUCAACAAUGCCCACCACCAACUCUACACCAACUACAGCUGCUUCAUCUACUGCUGAAAUAUGGUCAACAAUUGAAACCUCCACUUCUACACCAAAGACUACAACUACUUCAACCACCCCUGAAACAUCAGCAACAAUGUCCACCACCGUCUCUACACCAACAACUACUGCAACCAGCACUGAAACAUCGUCAACAAUGCCCACCACCAACUCUACACCAACUACAACUGCUUCAUCUACUGCUGAAAUAUGGUCAACAGUAGUAACCGCCACUUCUACACCAAAGACUACAACUACUUCAACCACCAGUGAAACAUCAUCAACCGUGUCCACCUCCACAACUAUACCAACAGCUACAUUUUCUUCAGCUACCACUGAUAUAUGGUCAACAACGCCCUCCAUCAACUCUACUCCAAAAACAACAGCCACUACAAAGACCACCGACACAUCAUCAACAAUGCCAACCUCCACCUCUACACUAUUGACAACAAUAACCGAUAUCUCUACCACUGAAAAUUGGCCAACUGAGCUUUCCACCAUCAGCACUCCACCAGUAAGUCCUUCAACUGUAACCCCAGUAGCCUCUACUGAAGCUAACACAACAGCCUCUACCAAGUUACCCACUACGUCAACCACAACUGGACCGAGCACCACUCCUUCAAAAACAACUGCUGUCUCAACACAAUUUACAACAGUAACAGAUGGCACUGAAUACACCACAGAGCAGACAACCACAGCACCUACAAGUGAAGCUCCUAUCACUUACACAGUUACAACAGAAACCUUCACCACCAGAAAACAGAUAGAGCCAACAGCAACAACACUUCAAUCAACAACCCCCUUUGCAACCAAUACUACAUUUGUCGUAACAUCAGGUCCAACUGAAGUUCCUACCACAAAAGCUUGCAUACCUACCUCAACUACCACACCACCAGAGAAUUACUGUACAGACCGGAAGAGGAAACAAAGCUGGCCUCCUGGUUGCUCGUGGACAGAAGACUGCUUCCAUAAGAUCUGUACAAGUGGGAAGAUAGAGAUGACCCCAGUGGUUUGUCCAGAAACUACAAUUCCCACCUGUCCUAGAGGUCUGGCAACGAAGGUGUCAGAUGGAUGCUGUGAAACAUGGACGUGUGAUUGCCGCUGUGAAGUGUACGGAGACCCCCACUAUAUCACUUUUCAAGGAUUAAACUAUGAUUUCCUGGAUGAAUGCACCUACACCCUGGUGGAGGAACAGUCACCACGUCACCAUCUAACCAUUGUUGUGGACAACUUCUACUGUGUGCCGGGCCUCCAGGGCUCCUGUGCUAAAGGCAUCACCCUGACAUAUAACAACAAUAUAGCUACACUCCGUAUCAUCCCACUUUUGUUUACAGUGCAGGCCACUCUGAACAAUGAGACCAUACAGCCACCCUAUGAGGAGCAUGGGUUGAAGUUUGAGACCACAGGGUAUAUAGUAUCAGUUAAUCUCCCAGAGAUUCGCUCCUUCAUCUCCCUCAGUCCAUCGUAUACGCUGGUGAUCAAUCUGGCCAUGGAGCACUUCCUUAACAACACCCAGGGACAAUGUGGCGUAUGUGGCGGUCCAUCAUGUAUCCGUAAAGAUGGAAGAAUUGAGGAUGACAGCUGCUGUGAUAAGACAGCCUAUGAUUGGGUGUAUCCUGACCCUAAGAAGCCGACAUGUUUUUCUGCACCAAUAGAUGUACUCUGCUCUAAUGUACCAACACCCUCACCGCCUCCAACUUUUUGCCCUCCGAACCCACUAUGUGAACUGCUAUACCACCCAGUCUUUGAGAAUUGCAGCAAGUAUGUGGAUCUAAGCAUUAAAAAGAAGAACUGUGAGUUUGAUUCAUGCAGUGGUUCAAAUUCCUCCUGCUCCUCUUUGGAACAAACUGCUGAGGAAUGUAAAAAGGCUGGUUUCUGUAUUGAUUGGAGAAGACUGACUAAUGGAGGCUGUGAUGUGAAGUGCAGAGAGGGAUUGGUUUACAGAGAAUGUAGCAACAAGCUGGAUGACUUCUGCCAUGGAGGAGUGCGUUAUGAAGGGGCUUCCCUUAAAGAGAAAAGCUCAGGUUGUUUCUGUCCCAGAGGUCUGCUCAGGGCUGGAAAUCACUCAGACAUGUGUGUUUCUGAGUGUCCCUGUUGCAAAGGACCAAUUGGAGAACCCAAGUGGCGUGGAGACGUCUGGCAGUCUGGUUGCAACCUGUGUACAUGCAACAACCGGACUUGCAUGGAGGAGUGUUAUUUCAAACCUCCUAAACCUCGCUGUGGCCAAAAUGAUGUUUUGAUAAACACCAGCUGCUGUGGCGACCAGACUUGUGUUGAGAAGCUCUGCAAGUACAAUGGAAAGACUUACAAGGUGGGAGACAGAUGGAAAGAUGCCACUCAUCCCUGCACAUCAUUCAGCUGCAGCAAAGAAGGAGUUCAGACGGAGACUAAAGUCUGUCCCAGAGAAAACUGCUCUGAGGAGGACGGGAUCUGGGACGACCAGCGCUGCUGCUUUACAUGUAACCAGAGCUGUUCCCCCAAAGUGUCCAGCUUCAGCGUCACCAUAGAAAACUGCACCGCUGUGGUACAGAUUCCUAUGUGUCGGGGUCAGUGUGUGUCUGAGUCCAGGUUGGUGUUACACGGCGACCUGCAGGUGCAGCAGGAGGACAGAUCCUGUCAGGAGAACAGUUCAGAGAGACGAUCAGUGACGCUGCGCUGCUCCGACCAAACCACCAGACAGCACACCUACAGACACAUCACCGGCUGUGAGUGCAGAGCUUCCAUCAUAUGGCGCUGAAACGUACAAACGGAAGACGACAAUCAUCCGUUUGUGUCCAUUACACUUUAAAAUCUACAUGUAAGGUGUUCAAAUUCAGCGGUUUUAUUGCAACAGGUGCUCCAUCUGUUUUCUUCCAA